Ichthyophthirius multifiliis is the source of this 4119-nucleotide messenger RNA. RefSeq names its product SMC4 structural maintenance of chromosomes 4, putative. Lineage: Eukaryota; Ciliophora; Oligohymenophorea; Hymenostomatida. The transcript has 9 exons. Gene Ontology annotation, biological process: mitotic chromosome condensation. The record is from RefSeq and is a predicted model, not a curated record. Gene Ontology annotation, molecular function: protein binding; ATP hydrolysis activity; ATP binding. Gene Ontology annotation, cellular component: chromosome.
AUGGAACAAGAAGAAUUCCAACCUUUAGAAGAACAUCCAAAAAUACUUCCUUAAAAAACUCCUUUAAAAAUACAUUAAUUAAACCAUAAUGAUUAGAGAUUAAUAGUAAAAGAAAUAAUAUUAGAGAAUUUCAAAAGCUAUUAAGGACGUCAAGUAAUAGGUCCAUUCCACAAAAGAUUUACAUCAGUGGUAGGUCCAAAUGGAAGUGGAAAAUCUAAUUUAAUAGAAUCUUUAUUAUUUGUUUUUGGUAAAAAAGCAUCUUGGAUGCGUUUAAAGACUUUAAGUUAACUUAUACACAAUUCAUCUUAACAUUAAGAUAUAAAAAAGGCAUCUGUAGAAGUUAUAUUUCAUGAAAUAAAAGAUAAAGAAGGUGAAGAUUAUGAAAUAAUUGAAAAUACAGAAUUUAGUGUACGAAGAACUGUUAAUAAAUAAAGUGUAUCUAAAUAUGAAAUUAAUAAUAGAGAAAGUACUCAAUAGGAAGUUAUAGAAAUGUUAAAAUCAAAAGGAAUAGACUUAAAUAAUAAUCGAUUUUUAAUUUUAUAAGGAGAAGUUGAAUAAAUAUCAUUAAUGAAACCUAAAUCUGGUGAUCCAGAAAAACCUGGAUUACUAGAAUAUUUAGAAGAUAUAAUUGGGUCUGAUUAAUUUAAAGAGGAAAUCGAAAAAAAAGAAGAAUAACAUGAAGGUUUGCAAAAUGAGCGAAGGGAAAAAGGUGAGAGAAUGAGAAUUCAUGAAGUUGAUUUAGAAAAAUUAAAUGAAUCUAAAAAUUUGGCUGUCGAUUAUGUUAGAAGCGAACGAUAAAAAUACUAAAUUAUUAAUAUUUUAGGUUAAAUAGAGUGCUAUAGGAAUAAAAGGGAAUUAGGAAAAUUAGAAAAUAAAAAAAAAGAAAAUGUUUAAAAAAAUUUGGUAACUAAAUAAGAAAUUAAACAAAAAAUCAAAGAAAAUGAAGAUAUUAUUUAAGAAUAUAAAAAAAAUAAACAAGAUAUUUAAAAUAAAGAAGUAGAAGUGAACAAAUAUACUGGAGAAUUCUAAAAACUAAAUAAUAAAGAUGCAUAAAUUAGGUAAAAAUUAUUAUUAGAAACCGAAAAUUAGACUAAAAUAGAAAAACAAAUAGAAGAUCUUUAAAAAGAAUAUAAUAAAAUCGUGCGAGAAUCAAAGGAAUACGAGAAAGAAAUUCCAGGGAAAAAAGUGGAAUUAAAAUAAAUGGAAGAAAAACUAGAUGAGGAGGAAAAGAAAUUAACUGAAUUAAGAAAUAAAAUCAAUAAUGAAAAUAUAAAAUUAGUCAAGGAAAAAAAAGAGUUCGAAAAAAUGCUUUUGCCAUUAAAAGAUGAAUAAAUAGAUAUCAAAUAAAAAAAAGAAAAUUUAGAAAAUAAACUCAAAUUAAUCACUUCAGAUUAAAAUUCAAUUUAAAAUGAAUUAUCAAAAUGCAAUUUAAAUAAUGUGAAAAUUAAUGAAAGUUUCUAAGAAUUAAAAUAAACUAUUGAUAAGGCUAAUAUAGUCAUUUAAAGUAUUAAUGGUAAAAAAAAUGAAGAAUUAAAUACACUUUAAGAACUUAAAAAUUAUGAAUAGAAAAUUAUUAGAUCUAUGGAAGAAUGUAAGUAAAAAAUUGAUUAGUUUAAUUAAUAAAAUUAAGAAAAUACAUCAAGAAAUAAAGUACUAACAGAACUUAUACAUGCUUAAAAAUAAGGAAAAUUAAAUGGAAUUUUAGGGAGAUUAGGUGAUUUGGGAACUAUUCAUGAAUAAUAUGAUAUUGCAAUAACUACUGCAUGUCCAUAAUUAGAUAAUAUUAUAGUUGAAAGAUAUGAGGAUGCUUAAAUAGCUGUUUAAUUUUUAAGAAAUGAAAAAAUAGGUAAAGCAUCAUUUAUAGCACUAGAUAAAAUCGAAUAUAAUAGAAAUGAAAUGGAAAGAUAAUUUUAAGCUCCUUAAGGUUCUUUAAGACUUUUUGAUUUAAUAAAUGUAAAAGAAUCUAGAUUACGUGUCGCUUUUUAUUUUGCUAUAAGAAAUACACUUUUAUGUGAAGAUAUUGAAAUGGCUACGUAAAUUGGUUAUGGAAGAUAAAGACAUAGAGUAGUUACUAAAAAAGGAGAAUUAAUAGAAUCUAGUGGUGUUAUGUCAGGAGGUGGAAAUCCAAGAAAGGGAGGAAUGUCUAAUAAAUUGAAAAUAUAAAUAAGUAAUGAAGAAUUGAUAAGAUUUUAAGAAGAAUAUAAUUAAAAUUAAAAUGAUUUGAAAUAAUUAAGAGAAAGAAUGGGAUAAAGUUAAAGUGAUAUUUAAAGAUUAGAAAAUGAUUUAAAAUUUGUUGAAAAAGAAAUAGAAAAUAAAAAAUUCGAUUUGAAAUUGUGUGAAGAAUAAUUAGAAGCUGGCAAAAAAAAAGUAGCUACUUUAUAAAAAUAAGUAAAGCCAAUAUAAAAUAAUUAAAAAGAAGUAGAUAAAAUUUAACAUGAUAUUAUGGUUUAUGAAUAGUAGUAUAAUAAUAUAAGUAAAGUUGUAUAAGAAAAAUAACUAGCUAUAUAAGAAGUAGAUGACAAAAUUAAUUAAAUAGGAGGAAAUGAAUUAAAAAAAUAAUAAUAACUCUAUAAUGAAUUAAAAUAAAAACAAAGCAAUUAUGAAAAUAGUAUUUUCUAAAUGGAAGCUAAAUUAAAUGAUACUGAAAAAAAUCUUAAUAAUAAUUCUAAAGAAAAGAAAAACUGUUAACAUUAACUUAUCAAAAUUUAAGAUCUCAUUUAAAAAUAUUAAGAUUAAAAAUAAGAUAUAGAAAAUUAAGCUGUUGAAAUUAUUAAUUUAAGAGAAAUUUCUGAAAAAGAACUCGAAACACUUAAAUAAAAAUACGAAGAAAAAACUUAAGCCAAAAUUAAGAUUUAAUAAAUCUUAGAAGAAUUUUAAAAUAAUUUAGAAAAAAUAUAAAAAGAAAUUGACGAAACUGAAAUAAAAAUUUAGAAAGUAUAAGAAGAAUUAACUAAAAGUAAUAAUUAAAUAUAAUAAAAUAGAACUAGAUAUUUCGAAAUUAUAUCUCAAUAUAAUUUCCUUGAUUAUUUAGAUGAAAUAGCUAAUUAUUAAGUAGGAUAAGAAGAUUAAUAAUAAUAAAGAAGGCCUGAAAUAAGUAUAUUGGAAUAAACAAUAAUUAUGGAAAAUAAAAAUUAAAUGGAAGUAGAAAAUGAUGAAGAAAAUAUAUAAGAAAAAAAAAUCGUACAUAAAUAAAGAUAUAAUAUAUAAAGUAUAAUGAAUAUAGAAGUUAAUUAAGAUCUAUAAUAAGAAAAUAUAGAAAGUAUCGAAAAAUAUAAGGAAGAAUUAAAAAUAUAGAAAGCAAAUACUGAAGAAAAGUUAAAAAGCUUAGGAAACGAAGCUAAUAUAAAUACAAUAAAUGAAUUUAAAGAAAAAUAUGUCGAAUUUAAAUCAAGAAAAGAAGAAUUUGAAAAAGUUAAAUAAAAAAUUACUGAAUUAAAAUAAGAUGUAGAUAAAUUAAAAAAAGAAAGAUUCGAAAAAUUCAUGAGUGGAUUUAACUUAAUUUCUUCCAAAUUAAAAGAAACAUAUUAGACGCUUACAAAUGGAGGUGAUGCAGAAUUAGAAUUAAUAGAUUCUUUAGAUCCAUUUUCUGAUGGUGUUAAUUUUACAGUUAGACCUCCAAAAAAAUCAUGGAAAUAAAUAUCGAAAUUAUCCGGAGGUGAAAAAACUCUUUCUAGUCUGUCUUUAGUUUUCGCUUUACAUUAUUAUAAACCUACUCCUUUAUAUUUUAUGGAUGAAAUCGAUGCUGCUUUGGACUUUAAAAAUGUUUCGAUUGUUGGUAAUUACAUUUAUGAUAGAACUAAAAAUGCAUAGUUUAUUAUUAUUUCGUUAAGAAACAAUAUGUUUGAAUUGGCAAAUAAACUUGUUGGAGUUUACAAAACUAAUGAUGCUACAAAAACUAUUUGUAUUAUUCCUUCACUUAUUUUAUAGAAAAUCUAAGAAAUAAACUAAGAUAAAAACAAUUAGAAUGAUGAAUGAGUUUUUAUUUUAUAAUAUAAUAUUUAAUUAAUUUUUUUAUUAAUAUAAUUCGUUAAAAAAUAAAAUAAAUAUAUAAAUAUUAAUUUUAUUUACAAUUUUUUUGUUAUAUAAAUAAAAUUAAUAUUUUUUUUUUUUAUAAUAUUU